Symbiodinium pilosum is the source of this 1287-nucleotide messenger RNA. NCBI's taxonomy places the organism in Eukaryota, Dinophyceae, Suessiales, Symbiodiniaceae. The record is from the annotation of a GenBank genome assembly.
AUGGUCCCACCCCGAAGUGCCUUUCCAGCGGAGGGCACAAGGUUUGGCCUACAUGACGACAGCUUCGAGCUGGGGACAGAGUUGGGAGGAGGCUCUCAAGGCCGGGUGUACAUGUGCAAGCGCCUUGGGACAGGCAAUGAGUACGCUGUGAAGGUAGUGAAUACAAAAGCCAUUGAGCUAAGAGAGCGCACCGUGGCGAGCUUGAGGCGAGAAAUCACCGUCAUGCGGGAGCUGCACCAUCCUCGAAUAGUCAACUUGAAGGAGGCUUUCUGGGAAGGAAAUCUCUGCUACAUCGUCAUGGACUUGGCCCGCGGCGGUGACCUGCAUAGCAAGUUAGAGCCUGGAGCCGGCAUUGGGUCUGAGCACGCCUCCAGGCACAUAUCCUUGCAGCUGCUCGGCGGCAUCGCCUACAUGCACUCUCACAAGGUCAUUCAUCGAGACCUGAAGCCUGAGAAUGUCUUGAUCGUGCGCUCUGUCCGCAGAUCGGAGCCCGCCUACGAGAUGCAUGAUGUGAAGAUAGCAGAUUUCGGCCUGUCCAAAUGCCUGAGACGAGUCGGAGAACAAGAAGCAGGCAUGACUGCCUGUGGGACGCUGGACUACUUGGCUCCGGAGGUCGUGACAGGUCAAUACGACGAGCGGAUCGAUUUCUGGAGCUUUGGUGUCCUUCUAUACGUCAUGCUAUCUGGUCGUCUUCCAUUUGAAAUUGAAGGUGUUGCAGACAUCAAACGCCUGGCCGGGCAACAUCUGUCCUUCCAAGGGGUUUGGCGAAUUGUCUCCGAGCAUGCAAAGGACUUUGUGCAAGGGCUACUGCGUGUUGACCCUGGUGAUAGGCUGGACCAAAGUGGCUGCUUGCUGCAUCCCUGGUUGGCCGAAGAGGCCAUGAACACCAUGGAGGGUUCCGCCUGCGCCCAUGCAGAUGUGUUCAAGAGCUACGGCAGCUCCAAGAAGUCGUCGAAUGUGACGUUAACACCAACGGCAGAGCUUCCGGGCGUCCACAGCUCCAUCGUUUUGGAUUCUGAAGGACCUGGCUCGAAGCUUGUUCAGGUGCUGGCAGCAGCACGCGGCACCGCACGGCAGAUGGUUCGGCCUUCUGCAACCUUUGUUUUUGUUGCACCAUUUUUGAUCAUGACUGUCAUCCUUAUUGCAUGUUUUGCUGCAUUGUUCAGUUUCAGCGCGGACUGCCGAACUUUCGCACCAUCAGAGUACACUCAGGAUUCCUCACCCUGGCCAAGGACCAGCUCCCACUUCAGCCUCCAAGCAUCCAGGCCUGAUUUCAUCAGAGCUUAG